Molecule: messenger RNA, 984 nt
Organism: Colletotrichum siamense
Lineage: Eukaryota; Fungi; Ascomycota; Sordariomycetes; Glomerellales; Glomerellaceae
Gene: ASB3-1
Product: Ankyrin repeat and SOCS box protein 3
Exons: 2
Coding region: 1-984 (327 amino acids)
Molecular function (GO): protein binding
Source: RefSeq, a predicted model, not a curated record
AUGACUUCUGAGCAGGCCGCACCCCGUCACGUCCCAGAUGAAACGCCGCAUGCGACUGCAGCGGAGCGGCGGCCUUGGUUUCCCCCAGAAAUAAUCGACGCCAUCAUCGACCAGAUCGAUAAUCAUGUCGACCUCCUGUCCAUGGCUUGUCUCGGUCGCCAGUACACUGAAUACUCGCUGAGCGCAUACUACGAGCGGCACUUUCAAUCUCACGGCUUGCCCUGGAUUUCUCGGCUUCUCUGGCCCGCGGUUCACUACGACGACCCCAUGAAAGACGAGCCCAGCCCAGAGGCAGAAGCGCACGCCCUCCGAAUGAUGAAGCGGGCAGCACCUUUCUGCAAGCCAAACGAUAUGAAAUACCACCCACCACCGACCGCCUCCGAUCUCAGCUACCUGUAUUUCCACUGGAAAGGCGGCAUCGGGACCGGCUACUUCUACGGCGAGUACCCAAUCCUGCACCUCGCAGCAUACUCGGGGCUCUACGACAUUGUCGAGCACUUGGUCAAGAACGGGGCCGACAUCAACGCGACUCCGCUACAGUAUCCGAGCGAGGAAGAUGUCCCCUUGGAGCAUCUGACGCCUCUUUUCAUGGCUUCGCACAGCGGCUCGUCGGAAUGCGCGCGACUUUUGUUGGACUACGGCGCUCGGGUCGACAUGAGCUGGGCGGCGGCCCUCGGAAGCGGGAAUGCAGACCUGGUGCAGCUCAUGAUUGACAGGAACCCCGCGCUGGUCCACGAAGACAUUGAAGUUCAUCGUCUCACGAUGAAUCCCUUUAGCGCUGCAGUGGAUUUCCAUAACGGCGACCCGCUCCCCGUCAUCAAGACUCUGCUGCUCAACGGCGCGGACACGACGUACAUGAAUGCCUUUAGCCGCAAUGUGCAUGAAGAAUCUGGAUACAUCCAUCGCCUGCAGAAAUACAUCGAGAAAUUCCGUGCGGCGAGAGAGCAGGAGGGAAACGCCACAUCCGCAUCGUUGAUCCUUUAA